AUGCCGACAUAUGCUGACUCUUUCGUCUCCGACAUCGACACCCUUUCUAUACUCAGCGGGAUAUCUGGCACCCGUGCGUAUGGACCGAGGAAACGCGCAGAUAAUGACUCGUCCAGUGUUCUGGGACAACCCGUCAGUCGGCGAAAAACGUACGGUCUCAACUCGCGUUUUGACCGCAUGAUGGACACGGUCAAUGUCCUACACACGCAUUCCAAACCCCGCUCCAGUCGCCGUCGCGCUGUGUCUUCUUCCUCUGGGACUAGUUAUGACCUGCCGCAGACGCCGGUUGGCGCAUAUAGCGACCUCAGUGAAGGCAGGCUUGGUCAAGGAUUCUCUGUGCUCAAGAUGAAGACGUCUGUGGAAAGGAUGGAGGGAUUCUAUGACGAGCGUCAUGCGAACGGCGACGGAGAAGUCAAAGUGGGCGCUACUAGAAGAUCCCGCCCUCCGCUACCUCCAUGGCUUUGCAACACGGUCUUGUCCCUCGAUGUUCACCAUCCUCUGCGCGUCCUCCUACCAUCUAUCGUCACGGAUGGUGUCCAGGGCUCUAGCUCUCCGCUGACUGUCAAUCAUCAUAACGACUUCCCUCCAGUUCCUUUGCUCCAAAAUGCUGAACCUGAUGAACCUGUUUUCGCAUUCUAUCCACCUCGAGCAGGGUUUGAAAUGCCCCCUCCACGUCCAAUGACUCGGGUCAUUGGGGUUGACAAUGCGGCGAAUGAACAAGAUGACCACGCUUUCCCCUUGGCUGCGGUAACGCAAGAAGGAAUACUCGACGUUGCUCAGUCUCCUGCCGAAGAAUCUUGGGUAGCUUCUCUGUUAGCAGACGAAGGUCUGUCUGGAGCUACCGAUCCCCUACCAUUCUCAACAGCAGGUCCCACUGUUCUUCUUUCUUCUAUAUCGCCCACGCAGUCUUCCGUUCCUGUCGCCGUCCGCCCUACACCUCGAUCACAUUCAAAUGUUCUCGAUCCUGCUCACUUUGAUGCUUCCAUCCCAGAUGAGGCUCUUGACUUACUUCCGUACUCUAAGCCUGGCCCGCUCGUUCCGCUCCGCUCGUUCCACCCAAACACACGAAUUCCGGCUAUGCUGCCAUCUCCCACAAUUUCUUGUCCACAUAUUGACGAUUCGCUCUCUCCUGUUAUGCCGAUUGAAACUCGAAGAAAUAAUCCAGAAACGCAUACUCACUCGCGCUCUCGCUUGCAACACACGAAACGUGAUUACGCUCAGGCAUUCGAGGGAGAAGCCACUCCACAACUGAUCUUACGGCGACCUAUCCCCAAAUCACGUUCCAACUCUUCCCUCGAUUUCAGCGAUAGUCCGAAACUGAACCAUACGGGCUUGCACUCAGCGCUGGGGCGCCAGCCUACUCUUGUUCUGAAGCCUGAGCCUACACCUCGUAUCAAACCAUACUCCAUUCCUGGACCGGCCCACGGGCACAGGCCUCCAAGCGUCUCGCCCAAGAGAGUGUACUUCGAGGCGCCAGCUGAGGACCCGUGCUCUUCCGACCCUGUGGAAGAGGACGACUACAUGCUUGCUCUGGACUACCGUAAUGGUGAUGUGGAUGUUGACGUUGAGGCCUUGGACUUCAAAUGGGAGAAGUUCGACCCAGGCGCUGAAGUGAAGAGCGUCAGUCACAAUGUACCCGAGGAAAGACACUAUGACUCAGACGACAACGUUUUCUCCUUCGCGUUCAGUUCCGACUCCAACUCCCAUAUGCUGGCCACUCCGCCUCUACCAACUGCUGAUGAUACAUCUCAUAUUCUGGAUGAAGCGCAGCAUGCCACUGUUGUAUAUGGUGAUGAAGAUGACGAGCUCUACUGGAACGAAGUCACUGCUUGGUCGGAUGCGCACGGUGAGCACUCUCGUACACCACCUGGUGAUUCGGAUAAUCCUGGUGGUCACACUGGGGAGGAAGAAAUAAUUCAAGCGUCCUCGUCGUUGUCGACGCCGCCACGAGGACCGUCCUUUGCUCCAGCACCUGGUAUCUUCAUAUCACCUCUACGAGGGGGACAAGAAGCACAACAAGAACAAGAACAGGAAGAACAACAAGACGACGGACCGGCACGUAAGGUCGACGAAAUGGAAAACGAGACCCGGGAUAUAACAACAGAUCAGGACGCGAAAACAUCUGAGAACCCAGUCCUAAGCAGAGCAACGGUCACACCGGUCAGAGGCUACAUGCCAGAUGACAUUGGCAGUCCUAAUCGUCUCCAGGCAGAAAAUGGAGCCAAUCGGGCAGGAAUAGCGGAAGAGCAAGAUGGUGCAGUGAGUACACACGAAGUCGGAGUUGACGCCUACGAGGAUGUGCAAGCGUUGGAAUUAGACUCGUCGCAAAUGACGAACGAUAGCAUUGAGUCUUGGACAGAGGCAGAGAAGAAUGAUUCAGAGGGUUAG
Messenger RNA from Sparassis crispa, 2388 nucleotides. RefSeq lists its product as hypothetical. The transcript has 4 exons. Bases 1 to 2388 code for a protein of 795 amino acids. The record is from RefSeq and is a predicted model, not a curated record. Lineage: Eukaryota; Fungi; Basidiomycota; Agaricomycetes; Polyporales; Sparassidaceae.